CUUCAGCUUGGAGCAAGAGUAAAAUCUUCCCGAAGAUAGAAGUUUGGGAAUUUCCCAUUGACUCACAUUUCAGACAAAGCUGGUACUUAAUCCUCAGAGCUCAGAGUGAGCCGGGGUGAGUUCAGGAGACACAAGGACAGGACACUUCGCUGAGAAACGAACCAGUGAUCACCUGGCUUCCAGUGAGAACAGACAGCCAUAAUGGAACCCAAACCUCAGAAGAGUUCAGGCAAACAAUUAACAUUAUAUUAUGAAAAUGAAGUCUGCAAACAAGAUUACUUUAUUAAAUCACCACCUCCUCAGCUUUUCUUCUCUUCAGCCUCCUGGAAAAAGCGGCUUUUCAUCCUGUCAAAGAGUGGGGAAAAGGGCUUUAGUCUUUCCUAUUACAAAGACCAUCAUCACCGAGGUUCUGUUGAAAUUGAUCGAAAUUCCAGUGUAGAAGUCGGCAUCAGUAACCAUGAAAAAAUGCAAUCCGUACAGAAGAUGUUUAAUUGCCAUCCUGAAGAAGUGAUGUCCAUCAGGACCACCAACAGGGAAUACUUCCUCAUUGGCUAUGACAGGGAGAAGAUUAAAGACUGGGUCUCCUUCUUGUCAUCACUCUGCCGGAAUAUGAAAGCAGCACACCAGAAUACAGAGGAGAAACUCUCAUUGGGUGAUAGAAGGCCCUCUUCAGACCCCAUCCCUCUCCUUGGUCCUUCCUGCACACCGGAGGCUGUCAGCACGACCACAACAAGAAAAAGUCUUCCAGACAUGGGUUCUUUGGGACUCAGAGGAGCUCAUCUACCGCAUGACUUCUUGUCAGAGACCGCUCAAGAUACAGAAGAAGAGAGUCAUUAUAUUAAUCCUCGAAGUAUUCUUUUAGAGUUGGAUAAUAUUAUUGCUGCCAGUGAUUCUGGUGAACCCAUUGAACCCAUUGGACCUGGUAGUCCAGACCAGGUCUCCAAGGCAGUUGAGCGUCAUUACAUGUCAAUGAAAUCCUGUGUUUCCAAAGAGACGUCCCAUAAGUCUGCUGAUGGCAAAGAAGAAUCCCAGACCCUGGCAGAUAUGCUGAAUGGGGAGCUUCACCCACAAGAACAAGGCUCAGGAACAGGCUCUUGUCUUUCACCUGCCAAUACGGAAGCACAGAUCACGAAUGACAAAAAGGGGUCGGCCUCACUAAGUGUUGUGCAAUUGUCUAUACUGAUCAAUAACAUCCCCGAUGAAAUCCAAGUGGAGAAACUGAACGUGUUCCUUUCUCCUCCUGACAUCAUAAACUAUCUUGCUCUCAAAGAAGCUGCAGGACGGAUAUGUGUGGCUCAGUGGGAUGGCCCCCCGCACCUGGGAUGCUUAUUUUUUCACGGAGAUCACCUUUUGGCCGUGAAUGACCUGAAGCCCCAGAGCCUGGAGGAGUUUUCCUUGUUUCUCAGCCGGUCCAUCCAGAGGGAGAAAGUAAAACUCACCAUCGCUCGGAUCCCAAAUUCAGAGAAAUUCCACGCAAUAGCCUGUACAUGCCACUUACAAGACCAAGGUAUUAAACCUUCUAAACUGGAUACGUCUGUACUGGAGAGGACACUGAAGAGGAAUCUAGCCAUUAAAAAGGGUCAGCAGAAAGGAUCUGGAGAGUAACGUGCUGGGGCCCACUGCCGACGAGUGAGGAUGGGCCCCAGACUCUGUGCUGGGCUCUGCCCCUCACCGCUGUGUGACAGCAGGCAGUCAGCACACCUCUCUGAAUUUCUCCAUCUGCAUCUUAA
Messenger RNA from Eubalaena glacialis (North Atlantic right whale), 1730 nucleotides. RefSeq names its product pleckstrin homology domain containing S1 (gene PLEKHS1). The record is from RefSeq and is a predicted model, not a curated record. Bases 202 to 1605 code for a protein of 467 amino acids. Lineage: Eukaryota; Metazoa; Chordata; Mammalia; Artiodactyla; Balaenidae. The transcript is spliced from 13 exons.